Messenger RNA from Seriola dumerili (greater amberjack), 9332 nucleotides. It is a transcript of the gene stab1, whose product is annotated as stabilin 1. Gene Ontology annotation, molecular function: hyaluronic acid binding. NCBI's taxonomy places the organism in Eukaryota, Metazoa, Chordata, Actinopteri, Carangiformes, Carangidae. The record is from RefSeq and is a predicted model, not a curated record. Bases 500 to 8149 code for a protein of 2549 amino acids. Gene Ontology annotation, biological process: cell adhesion. The transcript has 70 exons.
GCUCUCUGCCUUACCAGACACUAAGCUGAGAGUUAUUGUUAGUUGUUAUUUGUUUCUAAGGUCUCACAUAACAGGGAUUGUUGCCUUCAGACUGCAAAUGAGUCAAGAACACUGCUGAUAAUAAGAGCGCUGCCUGGAUCCACCCUGUAUUUGUUAUUUUUUAUUUUUUUCACAUUUUAAGUAGUUAUCUUAGUUUUUCCGUGUAACAGCAGGUAACUUUGAGUUUUCUUACACUCAUUACUGCUGGAAUACGAGUCUAUUGUUUUCUGAUAGUUUUGUUGUCCUUCCACAGAGGAUGUUGUUAUAUGUGUGUUUUUUCCUGUAGCUAAUACAGCAGGUUGUGCUCGAGGUUCAGACUAGAUAUGAGAGGAGAAAACUAGGGUAAGAUCUCACAACCUGGACACAUUCUCUAUUUUUUCUACUGAUUUUUUUACUAUUGACUGAGGAGGACGCUGGGUCGGUGGAUAUAUAUUUCCCCCCGGAUGUGACACUUUUAGCCAUGCUUCUGUUACUGCUGCUGCUCUGCGUGCAAACUUCAUUGCAAGAGACUCCUCCUCCUGGUCGAUGUGAUAUCUCACAGAGGAUGGACGUGUACACCUCCUGCACUUCCUGUGCCGCCGCUGUCAGAAGCAGCUGUCCCCACACCUUCAGCAGAGUGGGCACCGCCAACUGCAGUUACGUGGUGCAGAUCGGCGGCACAGAGAUGGAGCUGGAUGGAUGUCAGCACAUCUGUGUGAAGAGGUUCAUGCAGCCACAGUGCUGCCCACAGCACUGGGGGCCGCUGUGUCUCUCCUGUCCCAGCUGGUCAGGGAAGACCUGUAACUUUCACGGAGCCUGUCUGGACGGAGACCUUGGCAACGGGACCUGCGUCUGUGAUGACGGAUUCUCCGGCUUUGCCUGUCAGAAGUGUAAGAAUCAGAACAUGUUUGGAGAAAAGUGUGAUAAAGAGUGUGACUGUGUGCACGGAGUGUGUAAUGAAGGUCCAGAGGGUGAUGGACAGUGUUUGUGUCAACCACCGUACACUGGGAAGCGCUGUGACCAAGUGAGCGCCAGGUGCAGUAACUGCAGCCCCUACUCGUUCUGUAAAGGAGAGGGAGACACGGCCGACUGUGAAUGCUUGCCCGGGUACAGGAAGACGGCACAGGGCAAAUGCGCAAGUAUUUGUUCACCGAGGGACUGUGACGUCAACGCCCAGUGCUCCUCACAGGGGUCAAAGGUCAGCUGCGUCUGUAAGCCCGACUACCAGGGUGACGGCAGGAUCUGUGUACCCAGAAACCCUUGCUCCGACAACAAUGGAGGAUGUCCCAUCAACUCCACCAUCUGUGUCUUUAAAGGACCCAACAAGUCCAGCUGUGAGUGUAUGUCAGGAAUGUCUCCUAUAGGUGGCAGUCCUGAGUUUGGCUGUCAGCUGGUUUCUGCUUGCUCUGCAGACACCUGUGACCCGACAGCUGUCUGUCAGACUGAACUGGACGGACAACCCAGGUGUGUGUGUGAGGCAGGUCAGAUCGGCGAUGGCCGCCGUUGCUAUGGUAACCUGAUGGAGCAGCUUAUUGAGCUUGGCAGGACUGGAAGCCAGAGAGAAAAUCUGACCGAAGCCGUUGCCCUGUUCGAGAAAGGCUGUUUGCUGCUGCUGAGUCACAAUGGACCGUUCACAGCUUUCAUCCCCCUGAUGUCACGACCUCUAACUGGUGUUAAUGAGGAGCUGGUGUGUAAAAACCACCUGAUCCUGGGUCAGCACCUCUACAAGGAUCUGGAGGGACGAGACUUCAACAUGUACGGAGGAGCCAAGAUGAGGAGCAAAGACAACAAGAAGUUCAUCCUGAUGGACAACCCCAGGAAACUAUACACCGUCCUCCAGGAAGACCUGCCAGCAGCCAACGGCAUCAUCCACAUCAUCGACCAGCAAAUCACAAACAUGAUUUCCAUGAGGCCUGCUCAUGACGAACAGUUUUCUGACAAGACGAUCGGAGAGAUUCUGACUAAGAGUGGACAAUAUAACCGCUUCCUGUCUCUGGUCGAUAACUGUGGAGCGCCGCCUCCUCUGAAGGGGCCUGGACCCCUGACCGUGUUCAUCCCCACCAACCAAGCUGUGGACCGAUCCCGAGACGGCAGCAUCCUGUACAUGCUGAACGAUGCCAAAUAUAAACUUCAGGAACUCCUCAGACAUCACGUUUUCUCCCAGGCUGUGCUGACAGUCGACGACUUGGCCAGACUUCCGAGGAUCCUGACGAUGGCCAAUCAGAUCAUCACCAUUACUGUGUCUGAUGGUGGUGAGAUCCUACUGGGGGAGAAGGGUGUCCGUCUGGUCACCACCAACAUUGUGGCGUCCAACGGGAUCAUCCACAUGAUUGACGGGCUGCUGUACCCGCCCUCCAUCCUCCCCAUCCUGCCUCACCGCUGUGACGUCAUUGAAAGCAAGAUCACCGUGGGUCCGUGUGUCCACUGCAGUUACCUCUAUGAGACAGAGUGUCCAGACGGCAGCACUGAAAUGGACAGUCAUCAGACCGGCUGUGAUUACGUCACGUCUCCUCUGAAUCCAACACUUAGUAAAGGCUGUGCCAAAUACUGCAACACCACCAAAAAGGUAGCAGAGUGUUGUGAUGGUUUCUACGGUCCCGACUGUAAACCCUGUAUUGGAGGAUUCCAGCAUCCCUGCUACGACAAAGGACGGUGCUCUGACGGUAUCAACGGCAACGGCUCGUGCAGCUGUCAGUCAGGCUUCAAGGGUGUCGCCUGCCACAUCUGCUCAGAUCCAGCCAAGCAUGGAGACAACUGUGACGAAGAGUGUCGGUGUGUCCACGGUGUGUGUGAUAACCGUCCUGGCAGUGGUGGUGUGUGUCGGAGAGGAUCCUGUUUGGAGGGUUACUCUGGAGAAAGCUGCGACAGGACGGCCACGCCCUGCAACUCUGAUGGACUGCAGGAACACUGUCACAUCCACGCAUACUGCACACACACAGGCCUGCACACUACGUGUGUGUGUAGGGAUGGAUACGAGGGUGACGGCCACUCCUGUUCUCCCAUCAACCCCUGCCUGCAGAGCAACCGAGGAGGCUGCGACACCAACGCAGACUGUGUGUAUGCGGGUCCAGGCAAUGCGUCGUGUGUGUGCGUUGAGGGUUGGACAGGUGACGGCAAAGUGUGUGUGGAGAUCAACAACUGUCAGCUGGAGAGUCGAGGAGGCUGCAGCCUCAAUGCCGACUGUAACCACAAAGGACCCGGGCAGAGUGAGUGUGUCUGUAAAACAGGUUACAUGGGGAACGGGAUCAAGUGUGACCUCGUCAACCCCUGCCGCAACAAGAACGGGGGCUGCCAUGGCAUGGCGCAAUGUGAGCUGAAAGAGGGAGGCACUCACACCUGUACCUGUCCUGACGGCUACGCUGGCGACGGAAUCAUCUGCUAUGGAUCAUUACUGGAUGAGCUGGACAUGAACUCAAAGAUGUUCAGUUUCUACCGACUGACUCAGAAGUACAAUCAUUUCCCUGAGGACCUGAGUGGGAACCUCACCAUGUUGGUUCCGUCCAGAGAAGCUCUGAAGAACAUGAGCGGGGAUCUGGACUUGUUCUGGACCAGCCGACACCACCUGCCUCACUUCCUGCGGGCCCACAUCCUGCCGGGGAUGUACUCUAUAGAAGAUCUGGACAGACUGGUGGGCAGCAGGCUGCCCACCCUCAACCCUCCCACCUCCUGGGAGAUCAACAACAGCAGCGGGAUGAUCCACGUUGGAAACGCCUCCAUACUCGAACACAACAUACCUGCAAUCAAUGGCUACAUUCACAUCAUAGACCAGGUUCUGGCCCCUUCCCGCUCAGAUCUCCCCCCCGAGCCUCCCAAGCUGAUGGCCUUCCUGAACUCCUCCUCCGACUUCACUCUCUUCAGACAGUACGCUCUGAUGUACAACCUGUCACAGGACUUGAGUAUGUUUGAAUUUACCCUCCUGCUGCCGACAGACGACGCCAUCAGGCAGCACCUCAGCAGGACUAACUCCUCCCUCCUGGACUCUGAUGUGUUCAAGUACCACGUGAUUCUCAAUGAGCUGCUCUUUCCUGACCACCUGUCCGAUGGCAUGUUGAGAAGCACUCUGCUGGGCAGCGACCAUCAGGUCCAUUUCCACAUUAACGACAACAACCAGACACUUGUGAACGACGUUCCUCUUGACGGCAGUUUUAUUGAGACGCAAAAUGGUGUCAUCAUAGUCCUCACUCAGGUCCUCAAAGUCCGCCGCAACAGAUGCAGCAAACAGGUCACCCUGCAGGUCAACGGAAGGUGUUCAGACUGUGAUGGGCCACCUCGAUGCCUCCUCAACUACAAACCAAUCAGACCACAGUUUCCAACCAACAUGAGGUCCAACUGUAGAUACAGGAAGCGGGUUGGAUCCCGGAGGAAGUCAGUGCAAGGCUGCAUCAUCAAAUGUCUCCGGGUUACCAUGGAUCACUCAUGUUGCCCUGGUUACUUCGGCCACGAGUGCUUCAAAUGCCCUGGGGAAGUCGGCAGCUGGUGCUCCAAUCACGGGGAGUGUGAGGACGGUAACCAUGGCGACGGGGAGUGCCGUUGCUACGAGGGUUUUCAUGGCACUGCGUGUGAGGACUGUGAGCCGGGACGAUACGGUGUCAACUGCUCCUCCAAGUGUGUUUGUGACCACGGGAAGUGUGAGGACGGUCUGGCAGGAAGCGGCAGGUGUGUGUGUUAUAAAGGUUGGAAAGGAGUGUCCUGUUCUGUAGAGAUCAAGGAUGACGCCUGUGGAGGUGUGUGUGAUGAGAAUGCCAACUGUAUAACAGGGCCAAAGGGAGCAGCUGCUGCUUGUGUGUGUGUGGCUGGAUAUGAAGGCAACGGAACCUACUGCAAAGAGCUGGAUUUGUGCAGCAGGUCUAACGGUGGAUGUUCAGAGUUUGCUGUCUGUAUGAAGGUGUCGGCAGGAGAGAGGACCUGCACCUGCCGGGAGGGGUACACUGGAGACGGAGUCAUCUGCCUGGAGAUGGACGGCUGUUUGGUCAGAAAUGGAGGCUGCCACCAGUCAGCAGACUGCGUCAGAGCAGGCCCCAACAUUACGUCAUGCAGGUGUAAGCUGGGCUUCCAAGGAUCAGGGAGGUUUUGUUAUCCUGUCAACCCCUGCAGAAAUAAUAAUGGCGGCUGCAGUAAGUAUGCUCGCUGUGACUAUAUGGGUCAGGGUCAGAGGAACUGCUCCUGCUUCAGAGGCCAAAUCGGCGAUGGCUUUGAGUGUCGGGGAAACACCAACAAUGAGCUGUUCCGACAGACAGAGAAUGCCUUCUUCCAUCAAAUGCUAUUACUAUCAGAAAUCCGUAAUCUUUAUGGUGAUGGACCUUAUACUGUCUUUGUCCCUGUGGCGGAAACCAACAACCAAUCCACUAUCCUGGAAUGGAGAGAUGCCGGUCAUCUCAAUGAGCUGGUUCGUUACCACGUUGUUUCCUGCGAGACUUUGACCUUGAGUGACCUCAAAACCACUGAGCGCGCUGUCUCACUGUCAGGAAACAUGCUGCACUUCAGCCUGCAGCAGGGUUCAGUCUGGAUCAACAACAGAUCGAGGAUCGUGAAAAGUGAUUACACCACAACGAACGGAGUCAUUCACCAUAUCGACACGUUGCUGACGCCUUACAGGCUGAAGGACAAACCAAGCCUCGAGACUAAGAUGAUGAACUUCACCUCAGCAGCUACGUUUUAUGGCUACAGUCGCUUCUACAAUCUCGUGGAGGAUGCAGGGUUACUGCCUGUGCUCCAGGAGUCGAUCCACCAGCCGUAUACCAUGUUCUGGCCCACAGACCAGGCCUUCAACUCCCUGCCAGCUGAACGACAGCGCUGGCUCUCCAGCCCCGACCACCAAGAAGAACUGGUUGCUACUUUGAAGGCCCACAUCAUACGCAACUAUAGGGUGAUGGGUAUCAGUCAUCCGGAUAAAUACUCGUCAUUCCGCACCAUGCAUGGAUCCACCAUCAAGUACAUCUGUGACAAGACCCUGGUGGGGGCUGUAUUGAUUAAUGAUAAUGCAGCCAGGGUCGUGGAGCGCUACCUGAACUUCAAAGAGGGCGUGGCCUAUGGCAUCGACCAGUUACUGGAGCCACCGGGCCUGGGAGCGCACUGUGACGGCAUCGAGAACAAAACUGUUAACGGGCGCUGUGGGAGCUGCAUCUACCCUCCAUCCUGUCCCCUCAGACACCACGAUACAGGAAAGACGGAGCGCUGUUUAAACUUGCGCCACAGGUAUGCGAUUGGGUACCGACGUUGGUAUCCUGACCUGGACGAUCAUUUCAGCCGAACGGGCUGUAAGAGAAUUUGUCAGUUUCCUGCCUGGCUCCAAAAAUGCUGCACCAACCACUACGGCCGAGACUGUCAAGUUUGUCCAGGUGGUGUUGAGGCCCCUUGUGGCAACCAUGGAUCCUGCGACGAUGGUGUACGUGGUUCAGGAAGAUGUAGGUGUUCCAUGGGCUUCAGAGGAGUUGCCUGUGAACUGUGUAACGCUGGCUACUACGGCCCCAACUGCACAGCCUGUAGCUGUGGGCAGCAGGGAAGGUGUGAUGACGGCAUUGAAGGUUCUGGACAGUGUGUCUGUAAACCAGGCUGGCUGGGUGAUCGCUGCCAAACAGAAAUAGGCUCAAUCCCAGAGGAGUGCCGGCAGUGCCAUGCUCAGGCUGACUGUGUGCCAGGUGCUGGUUGUCAGUGCAAAUCUGGAUUUGAGGGGAACGGCACCUUCUGCAGCCCAGAGCCACCUCCAGACCUCUGCUCUGAGUACAACGGUGGCUGUCACCAGAACGCAGACUGCAACCAGACGGGACUGGUCGUCAACUGCACCUGUCACAGUGAUUACCAAGGAGAUGGUUAUUCCUGCGAGCCCAUCAACAGGUGUGUUGAGGAGCAAAACGGUGGCUGCAGUGACUUUGCCUCCUGCAAGUUCACUGGUCCAAACGAGCGUGAGUGUGAGUGCCUGGCAGGAUACGUGGGUAAUGGAGUCCAAUGUCUGGAGAAGGUGGUGCCCCCUGUCGACCGCUGCCUGGAAGACAACGGAGGCUGUGACCCAGUGGCCUCUUGCAAGGACCUGCAUUAUCAUGCCAACACAGCUGGAGUGUUCCACCUGCGCUCUCCAGAGGGGAAGUACAAGAUGAACUUCAGUGAGGCCGACGCUGGCUGCCAGGCUGAGGGCGCCACGCUGGCCAACUUUAAACAGAUGGGAGAUGCACAGCAGAUGGGGAUGCAUCUGUGCGUUGCUGGCUGGAUGGAGGGGGGUAAGGUGGGAUACCCAACACGCUUCCCCUCAGUCAAGUGUGGAGACAACCACGUGGGUCUGGUUAUCUACAAAGACCCUGUGGACCAGAGCAGCAAGUACGACGCCUACUGCUACAGAGUCAAAGAUGUUAAGUGUACCUGUCCUGCUGGUUACGUUGGAAGCGGAGACUUCUGUAACGGCGUCCUGACCAGCGUCCUCGCAACCUACAGUAACUUCUCCACCUUUUACAAGUUGCUGUUGGAUUACAGCGGCUCAACCUCAGGUGGCAAACAGCUCGUUGAAUUUCUUUCUCACAGGAAGUCUGAGGUGACGCUCUUUGUUCCUCAUAAUGCCGGCUUUGCACCAAAUCAGACUCUGUCUGGUAGAGAUCUUGAGUAUCACAUCUCAGCCAAUAACAGCGUGCGACCAUUCAUGGAUCUGAGACAUGAAGAAGUCAUCACAUCGUGGCUCGGGUUCAACCUGACGGUUACCCAUGGCAACAAUGAGAGCUAUAAACUGGUGAACAAACGGCUGCUGUUGGAGUGGGACAUUCCCGCUGUAAACGGGAUCAUCCAUGUUAUCGAGGCCCCGCUGACGGCGCCCCCGCCACUGAUUUCCCAUGAUGCCUCCCGACGGCACGCCCACUCCAGCGGAACAGCCGCGGCCAUCUUGGUGUCGCUGUUGCUGGUGUGUUUGUUGGCUGCACUCGGCUACUACGUCUUCAAACACAAGACCGAUGCUUUCCGCUUCCACUACUUCAGAAAUGAGGAUGAGGAUGGUACAGCAGGCGGCAGGACCAAACCCGCACUGGUCUCAAUCCCCAACCCUCUGUACAGCGGCUCCAGGGCCUUCACGGAGCCAUUUGGGGACACCACUCAGGGGGUGGAGCCGGCAGAACCUGAAGAACCUCCAAAGAUCCUGGACUUGGACCAGUAAAACCAGCUGAACCAGUGAAACUGGAGCUGUCUGUUUACAAACCACAAUAACCUGCUGGCUGCAUGGUUCAGCUUUUUGCAGUUCAUUUAUAUCCAAAUAACAAAUAAAAGUUGUCGGUUUACUUAACCCAGAUGUUCUCGGGAAGGAAAGCCAAAUCAAUAUUUUUUAUUAUCAAUCAAUCAAAUGAUUCCUGUUUAAUAUAGAAGUGUCUCUGGUAGCUGUAAACCGACCAACUGAUUUUUUUAGGCUCUUUUAGCUCCAAGUUUUGGUUUUAUGGCACAUGUUUGUCUCAGCAGCAGCAGGCAGCUGUUUACAGAGAAAAAAACUUUCAGCAGCUGAACCUGAUAUUUCCCUCAGGAGUUGGUGGAGAUCAAAAACAGUGAAAGGGAAUGAACAUUGUAUUUAAAUUUACCAGGUGGACACAAACACGACUCCAGUGGGACGAUCAUAACCUGAGUUCACUGGAUAUGAAAGAAGGCAGCUGUUUGCUAAUAAGUUAGCCACGGCUACUUUAUGCUUUUAUUGUUAAAUAAAUAAUUCAUUCAUUUGUUAGACUCUUCUAUGAUGAGACAAACAGCUUGGCUUAUAAUUAGCUUAUGGCUUAUGUGUCACCAAACACAUUAUCAGCCCGUUGAAGUUGUUUUUGUUUGCACUCGAGUCCAUCGUGCAGAGUGACAGAACGAUGUAAACAGAUGACAGUGUAAGUGCAGUUGGUUGUUAAAGGAAGUGCUUCAGCAGCGCUCCUCAGUCAGUCACUGUAUCAAACCCCCCGCCCCAUUUUAGAUAAUUGGUUUUGAUGGACCCGACCUGUCCCAGGACAGAAGUAAAUCUGUUUGAAUUAGAGGGGGGCCCGACCCAUCUGUGAGAGCAAAUAAACAUGAGCUCGCUUAUUAGUCUGGUUUCCAUGGAAGUAGAGAGUUGAUUAUUAAUUCAAAGACAAUGCCUGAUAUUAAAGCUUUAUUCCUCUGUGCCUUGGAGCUCCACCACUGUCAAAAACACAUCGGUGAGCUAAACUGCUGCACUGGAUGACAUGUGCCUUCCUGCCCAUGAACACACACGCUAGUUUAUUUUGACCCAUUCCUACCUACACCAUCCUGCUGUUGGAAAUGCCCACCGCAGGAACAAAUGUGGAUUAAUCCGCCAUUGAAAAUAGUCCCCAACAACUGUGCUAUUCCCAUCUGUA